Cylicostephanus goldi is the source of this 272-nucleotide messenger RNA. The record is from the annotation of a GenBank genome assembly. Lineage: Eukaryota; Metazoa; Nematoda; Chromadorea; Rhabditida; Strongylidae.
AUGCAUGCGGCAAUUGCCGAUAACGUUCGCAACUUGCAGUUUCUAUUGAGAAAAGGUCUUUCACUUUGGGAUGUAGACAACGGUGGUGCGACUCCAUUACAUUGGGCUACGCAAUGUGUUUCAACCAAGGUAGUGCGAUAUAUUUUGCAAGCUGGAAAGUCACCGCAAGGCUUGGCACCUUUUCUGGUUCCCGAUAAAGAAGGUGUCACCCCGAUACACAUAGCAGCUGGUGGAAAUGGGAAGAUAUUACAGGUGAAUGGGGCCUUUUAGCC